UUGGAUACGCUGAAAACGCCAGUGUCUUUAGCAUACAAACAACAGCAACAACGGCAAUCUUUGGAAAAUUGGAAUUUACAUAAUUCACACAGUAAAGCAUUGCUGAUUGACUUGGUUUCGUGAACCGUGGGAGCCAAAGAUGUCUAAUAUCAGGCAUCGCCCUCUGGCCCCACCAGGCACGGGCGACAGUGAUGAUAAUUUCACAGACGACGAGAGUACACCAUUGACACAUGAUAUUUAUGGCGGAAGCCAAAGAACAAUACAGGAAACAAAAGGCUGGGAUGUAUUUCGAGAUCCACCAAUUAAAAUUGAAACCGGUUCCACAGCUAAUCAAGAAUGCCUGGAGUUGACAGUGAAAAUCUUAAAAGUGGUGGCCUAUAUAAUAACCUUCAUCGUUGUAUUAUUAGGAGGCGUGGCAGCCAAGGGCUGUGUCCUCUUUAUGACAUCACAAAUCAAUAAAAAUAAGCGGGUAGAAUAUUGUAAUAAAGAUUUGGGUCGUGAUAAAACCUUUGUCGUCAAAUUACCCGAAGAGGAACGCAUAGCAUGGAUAUGGGCAUUGAUUAUUGCAUUCUCAGUACCGGAACUUGGUGCUCUGAUACGUUCGGUACGUAUCUGUUUCUUCAAGACAUUUAAAGUACCGCAGAAAUCCCAUUUCCUGUUCAUGUUCCUGAUGGAGAGUUUGAAUACCUUUGGUACGGCAUUAUUGAUGUUUGUCGUAUUGCCACAAUUGGAUGCCAUUCAGGGCGCCAUGUUGACCAAUUGUUUGUGUGUAGUUCCGGGCAUUUUGGGUCUUAUGUCGCGCACAUCGAAGGAGGGAAAACGUUUCGCCAAAAUGCUUGUAGAUUUGGUGGCAUUGGCAGCUCAGGUGACGGGCUUUGUAAUUUGGCCUCUGUUAGAAAAUCGCAAAGAAUUGUGGGUUAUUCCGGUGGCAUGUCUGAUGAUCUCAUGCGGCUGGUGGGAAAACUAUGUCGAUUCCCAGUCAUCGUUUGGCAUCAUACGAGCCAUGGGCCGUGUCAAAGAAGAUCUCAGAUACACACGUUACUUCAGUCACAUGUUCUUGUCCAUAUGGAAGAUUUCGCUAUUCAUCUGUUCGGUGUUGUUCAUCUAUUGGCUGCAGGGUGAUGAGCCCGGUAAUAUCUUCAGCAUGUAUGGAGAUGCCUUUGGUCCCCACAAAAUAUCUGUUGAUGAAUUGGCCACCUCACUGACCAACAGCUUGCCCGAUACAAUUGAUGCUGCCAAUAUCGACAGCAUAGACAUUGAUGCUUCGCACAAUACCGUCAUCUAUGUUCUGCUGAUCCAAAUAUUCGGAGCUUAUCUCUGCUAUAUUUUCGGCAAAUUUGCUUGUAAAAUUUUGAUUCAAGGUUUCAGUUACGCCUUCCCCGUCAGUCUGACAAUUCCCAUUUCGGUAUCGUUGUUGAUUGCUGCCUGCGGUAUUCGCAUCGAUGAUCCCUGUUUCUUCCAUGACACCAUUCCGGAUUAUUUGUUCUUCACAAGUCCAUCGAACUUCAGAUUCAACGACUUUGUAACACAACAAAUGGCAUGGGCUUGGAUCCUGUGGUUACUCAGUCAGACAUGGAUUAGUUUGCACAUCUGGACUCCGAAAUGUGAACGUCUGGCCACCACCGAGAAGUUGUUUGUGAAACCCAUGUAUUGUUCUCUGCUCAUUGAUCAGUCGAUGGCAUUGAAUCGGCGAAGAGAUGAUCAAGCGGAUGUUAAGACGGAGGACCUUUCCGAAAUCGACAAAGAAAAAGGUGAUGAGUACUACGAAACCAUUUCAGUCCACACUGACGGUUCGGCAAUCCAAACAAAGUCCACUGUCAAAUCUUCCGAUCACAUCACCCGUAUCUAUGCCUGCGCUACAAUGUGGCACGAAACGAAAGAUGAGAUGAUGGAGUUCUUGAAGAGCGUUAUGCGUCUGGAUGAAGAUCAGUGUGCCCGUCGUGUGGCUCAGAAAUAUCUGAGAAUUGUCGACCCUGAUUAUUAUGAAUUUGAAACCCACACUUUCUUCGAUGACGCCUUUGAAAUCUCUGAUCACAGUGACGAUGAUAUACAGGUCAAUCGUUUUGUAAAACUGCUUGUUGCCACUAUGGAUGACGCUGCCUCCGAAAUCCAUCAGACCCAGAUUCGUCUUCGUCCACCCAAAAAGUAUCCCACCCCGUAUGGUGGCCGUUUAGUUUGGACUCUGCCCGGCAAGACUAAAUUCAUUGCCCACUUGAAGGACAAAGAUCGUAUUCGUCAUCGUAAGCGUUGGUCUCAGGUCAUGUACAUGUACUACUUGCUCGGUCACCGACUCAUGGAGUUGCCAAUUUCUGCCGAUCGUAAAGACACAAUUGCCCUCAAUACCUAUCUGCUGACUCUGGACGGUGACAUUGAUUUCAAGCCAAAUGCCGUGACACUGCUGGUCGAUUUAAUGAAGAAGAACAAGAAUCUGGGUGCUGCCUGUGGUCGUAUUCACCCGGUCGGCUCCGGUCCCAUGGUGUGGUAUCAACUGUUCGAAUACGCUAUUGGUCAUUGGCUGCAAAAGGCCACCGAACACAUGAUCGGCUGUGUACUUUGUAGUCCGGGAUGUUUCUCACUUUUCCGUGGCAAGGCUCUGAUGGACGACAAUGUCAUGAAGAAAUACACCACCCAAUCCGAUGAGGCUCGCCAUUACGUCCAAUACGAUCAGGGUGAAGAUCGUUGGUUGUGUACCCUGUUGCUGCAGAGAGGUUAUCGUGUCGAAUACUCAGCUGCCUCCGAUGCCUACACCCAUUGCCCCGAAGGUUUCAAUGAGUUCUACAAUCAACGUCGUCGUUGGGUACCCUCCACCAUUGCCAAUAUCAUGGAUCUGCUGGGCGAUGCCAAGCGUACGAUCAAGAUCAACGACAACAUUUCGCUGCUGUAUAUCUUCUACCAAAUGAUGUUGAUGGGUGGUACUAUUUUGGGCCCCGGUACGAUUUUCCUUAUGUUGGUAGGUGCUUUUGUCGCCGCCUUCCGUAUUGACAAUUGGACCUCCUUCCAUUACAACAUUGUACCGAUCCUGGGAUUCAUGUUUGUCUGUUUCACCUGCAAGGCCAAUAUCCAGCUGUUCGUGGCACAAGUGCUGUCGACGGCGUAUGCCCUGAUUAUGAUGGCUGUCAUUGUUGGUACGGCACUGCAGUUGGGCGAGGACGGUAUCGGUUCACCAUCGGCCAUUUUCUUGAUUGCAAUGACGGGGUCGUUCUUCAUAGCGGCGUGUCUCCAUCCGCAGGAGUUUUGGUGUAUAUCGUGUGGUCUCAUUUAUCUGCUCUCCAUUCCCUCUAUGUACUUGCUCUUGAUUUUGUAUUCCAUCAUCAAUUUGAAUGUCGUCUCCUGGGGUACUCGUGAAGUCGUGGCCAAGAAGACGAAAAAAGAAUUGGAAGCCGAAAAGAAGGCAGCCGAAGAAGCUGCCAAAAAGGCGAAGCAAAAGAGUAUGUUGGGUUUCCUGCAAGGCGGCAUGGGCAAUAAUGGCGACGAGGAAGGUUCUGUGGAAUUCUCACUGGCCGGCCUGUUCCGUUGUAUGUUCUGUACCCAUGGCAAAACAUCAGAUGAAAAGCAGCAACUAACUGCCAUUGCCGAUUCAUUGGAUACCAUUAAGAAUCGCAUCGAUAGCAUUGAACAAACCAUUAAUCCCCAUGACAAUUCCUCCAAUCGUCAUCAUCGUCGACGCACCACAUCUGGCAGUUCGAAGGACCAUCAUCUGUUGUCAUCCGUGGCAGAGAAAUCUGGCGAUGAAUCGGAAAACAGUGAUUCUGAUUCUUCCGGCGAACCUAAACAGGAAAGAGAUUUCCUUACCAACCCCUACUGGAUUGAAGAUCCCGAUUUACGUAAGGGUGAAGUGGAUUAUUUGUCAAGUGCUGAAAUUCAAUUCUGGAAAGAUUUAAUUGAUAAAUAUCUCUUCCCCAUCGAUAAUGAUCCCGUGGAACAGGCUCGUAUCGCUGCAGAUCUGAUUGAAUUGAGGAAUAAGUCGGUGUUCGCAUUCUUCAUGGCCAAUGCCUUGUUUGUGUUGAUCGUUUUCUUGUUGCAAUUGAACAAGGACAAGCUUCACAUUGUGUGGCCAUUGGGCGUCAAGACGAACAUAACGUACAUUGAAGAGACAUCUGAGGUCCACAUAUCUAAGGAAUAUCUACAAUUGGAACCGAUUGGUUUAGUCUUCGUGUUCUUCUUUGCCUUGAUUUUGGUCAUUCAAUUUACAGCCAUGUUGUUCCAUCGAUUCGGUACUUUGGCUCAUAUUUUAUCCUCUACCGAAUUGAAUUUCUUCAAGAAGAAACCCGAAGAACUGUCACAAGAUGCACUGAUAGAUAAGCAUGCUGUGGAAAUUGUUAAAAAUCUACAACGGCUGCAAGGCAUCGAUGAAGAUUACGAUAAUGAUUCUGGUAGCGGUCCCGAUCGUAUUGCCCGACGAAAAACUAUACAGAAUCUGGAGAAGGCAAGACAGCCCAGACGACAGAUUGGUACCCUGGAUGUGGCAUUUAAGAAGCGUUUUAUGAAAUUGACGGCCGAUGCAGAAAAUAAUCCUUCAACUCCUAUAUUAACGCGACGACUGACUAUGCGUGCCGAAACCAUCAGGGCAUUGGAAGUUCGCAAAAAUUCUGUUAUGGCUGAGAGAAGAAAGUCCGCCAUGCAAACGUUGGGAGCCAAAAAUGAAUAUGGCAUUACCACAGCUGCAACGCUUAAUAAUAAUGGUGGCGUUCCAACACGAAGUGGGCGAGUUUCUAAUGCAGGCAUUAGUAUUAAGGAUGUCUUUAAUGUAAAUGGUGGACCAGGAGAGCAAAUCUAUGGUUCCAACGGUGGUGGCACCAUAAACCAGGGAUACGAACAUGUAACCGAAGAAGACGAAGUCAAUUCACUGAGAUUAACGACCAGAAAUCCACCACAAGUUACAUGGGGUACUAACAGCAAUAAUACGGGACGUCUGUAAAUGCAUUUUUUGUUUGUAUUUGAUGGCGUAACUAUUUUGUGUCUAUUAUAUAAUUUAUAUUAAUUAAUUAGAUGUUUUUUUUACAAAUUGCCUACGU
Messenger RNA from Musca vetustissima, 5015 nucleotides. It is a transcript of the gene kkv, whose product is annotated as chitin synthase chs-2. The transcript is spliced from 11 exons. Gene Ontology annotation, molecular function: chitin synthase activity. Lineage: Eukaryota; Metazoa; Arthropoda; Insecta; Diptera; Muscidae. Gene Ontology annotation, cellular component: cell periphery; cell septum. The record is from RefSeq and is a predicted model, not a curated record. Bases 140 to 4918 code for a protein of 1592 amino acids.